Messenger RNA from Aureobasidium subglaciale EXF-2481, 3900 nucleotides. RefSeq lists its product as uncharacterized. Bases 1 to 3900 code for a protein of 1299 amino acids. Gene Ontology annotation, cellular component: membrane. The transcript has a single exon. The record is from RefSeq and is a predicted model, not a curated record. Gene Ontology annotation, molecular function: ATP hydrolysis activity; ATP binding; ABC-type transporter activity. Lineage: Eukaryota; Fungi; Ascomycota; Dothideomycetes; Dothideales; Saccotheciaceae. Gene Ontology annotation, biological process: transmembrane transport.
AUGUCUACUGUUGAUGGCAGACAAACAGCCUCAUCUGAUUACGGACUCUCGCGACCCUCGAUGGCCACCAUCGAAGCAGAACGCAACUUUGAGACUGCAACAUUGAAUUCAGCUCAUCCACGAUCAUGGCACGCUGAAUUUGUCUUUGUUUCUCGGAAAUGGAUAAAACAACUCAUUGGUAGCAAUCCGUUCAAGAGCUCUUACCUGGAUCUAUUCAGACUGGUCAAGGAUGCAGAGUCGCGGGCAAUUCUGGGUGCUGGCAUAAUUCUGGCCAUCGCUGCAGGUACUCCGCUUCCCAUCAUUGGCUACAUCUUCGGACAAAUCAUUACGUCGUUUCCACCGCCAGAGGAUGUGUUGCGCGACAGGCUGUACCAACUCAUCGGAGUCGCGUGUGGGUACUUCAUUGUCACGACUGGUUACGCAAUCGCCUGGGGCUUGACCGGAGAAAGAAUUUCGCGUUGCUUCCGUGUGACUCUUGUAGAGCGUCUGCUUGGUCUUGAGCAGGCGUACUUCGAUAUCAAUGACCCGGACAUCACCAAUCUAUUGACCGAAAAGAUUGAAGCUAUCCAGAUAGGGACUUCCGAGAAAGUUGGCAUCUUCAUUCAGUCAAUCAGCUAUUUCGUUGCGGCAUUUAUUGUAGGAUUCAUCCUGAAUGCAAAACUUACCGGAAUUUUGUUCGCUGCCGUUAUUCCUCUCAUGACUAUCAUCGUUGUCAGCGGCUCUUCCAGGAUCGCGAAGUACACAAAAGCGGCUACACAGCACACCGAAGCGGCAGGUAGGGUUGCUGAAAGCGCUAUCCAUGCCGUCAAGGUUGUCCAAGCUUUCGGGAUGGCCGACAAGCUCAGCGAGGAACACUAUCGCCUUCUCAAGCUGUCAUCCGGAUGCGCAAUUCGAAAAUCCAUUUCUGCUGCUCUUAUGCUUGGCCUGGUCUACUUUACUGCGUACAGUGCCAACGCAUUGGCGUUUUGGGAGGGAUCACGGUUGGCAGCAGAGUCAGGCACAAACAAUGCAGGAACUGUCUAUGCUGUGGUCUUUCUAAUCAUAGAUGCUUCAUUCGUUGUUGGUCAGUUUGGACCAUUCCUUGGAUGUUUUGCGAGUGCUGCAGCUGCCGGAGAGAGUGUAUAUGAGAUUCUCAAUCAGCCGCAUACGGACAUUGACGUCUACUCCAAGAACGGUCAACAAGCAACAGAAGACGACAUGAAGGCCGACAUAGCUUUCCGUGAUGUCAACUUUGUCUAUCCUGCAAGGACGACAGCUCGUGCGCUAGAUGGCCUGAAUCUAACACUCAAGGCCGGGCAGAUGAAUGCCAUUGUUGGUACCAGCGGCUGUGGUAAAAGUACUCUUGUUUCAUUACUUCUACGAUUAUACGACAUAUCAUCUGGAGAGCUACUCAUCGGAGGACAAGAUAUCAAAGUCUUCAACAUCAACAGCUUGAGAAAAUAUACCGCCUUGGUCGAUCAAGACUCAGUCUUAUUCUCUGGUUCGGUUUUGGAAAAUAUCGGUUACGGACUCGGUGAACACUCUCUAGAACAAGACACUGUCAUGGAAAGGUGCACUGAAGCCGCCAAGUCAGCGAAUCUUGACUUUAUCGAUUUCUUACCCCAAGGCAUUCACACUCGCGUCGGCAACGGAGGUUACACGCAGCUCAGUGGCGGUCAAACACAACGCAUAUGCUUGGCACGCGCGCUGGUCAAGAGACCGUCACUACUCCUACUUGACGAGCCUACUGCGGCUCUGGAUGCAAACAGUGAGAUGCUGAUCAUGGAUGCGGUCAAGAAAGUUGCUGCAGCGGGUACAACGGUAGUCAUGGUAGCACAUCGGCUGUCCACCGUGUCAGACUCUCCCAAUAUUGUGCUCAUGGGUGCAGGAAAAGUCAUUGAACAAGGCAACCACGACGAGCUCAUGCAGCUGGACGGGGCAUACAGCAAUCUCAUUCAGGCACAACAGCUAAACGGUACGGAUGACUCAUCAGCGGAGGUCUCUCCAGCGAGUACUAGUCUGGAAAGUGUACUCAAACCAAAGGAUGAUUCGGCCUCUAGCGACCCUGAGAUACCCCUGACAGAGACGAAAUCCAAAGAGAAACCAGUCAAGAAGGCGGGAUUUUGGCAGCUUUUGCUAAGAUGUCUUCGUCUGGCCAAUUCGGACUCCCCGAUCAUCGCCCUCGGUCUUACUGCUUCCAUCAUCUCUGGCGGCAUCAUCCUUGGUGAAGCCAUCGUCUUUGGUAAUCUCAUUUCAGUCUUGAACGAUCUGGAAAGUCCGAACUUCAGGGACAGGGCAGACUUCUUCUCGCUCAUGUUCUUCAUUAUAGCGUUGAUUGCGUUUUUCUCGUAUGCUCUCAACGGCUGCUGUUUUGGUGUGGUCUCUUCGCACUUUAUCGCCAAGGUUCAACAUAUCUCCCUCGUCAGCAUUUUACGUCAAGAUAUGCAGUGGUUCUCGGGUCGCUCAGUCUCUUCGGUCAUGAGCAGUCUCAAUUCUGAUGCUGGUCAACUCGCUUGUCUGUCUGGUGUUGCCAUUGGUACUAUCUUUACGGUGUGCGUAUCAAUCACCGGUGGCAUCAUCUUGGCUCAUGUCGUUGCAUGGAAGAUUGCUGUCGUCUUGCUAGCCGCCGUCCCUGUCAUGAUCAUGGCUGGAUAUGUAAGACUACGAGUGCUCGCUCUUGCAGAGAACAGACACAGGUCUGCAUAUAACGACGCCGCUUCUAUCGCGGCAGAGGCUUGCAGAGGCAUCAGAACCAUUGCAUCUCUUGGCAGAGAGCGUGGUGUCUCAAAGUCGUUCAACGAGGCAGUCCGCAAGCCUUAUGAGAAAGGUAUCCGAUUCACGCUAAUCUCGAACACUCUGCUUGCGCUGAGCUUCUCCAUCACUUACUUUGUGUAUGCCCUUGCUUACUGGUGGGGUGCUCGACAAGUGAGAAAUGGCACGUACGGUCAGUUGGAGUUCUUCAUCGUUCUCCCCGCUCUGCUUUUUUCUGCCCAGAGCGCUGGACAAAUUUUCAGCUUGUCGCCAGAGAUGUCACGGGCUGGGGUGGCUGCUCGCAAUGUUUUCGGUUUGCACGAUCAGAAACCAUCUAUCGUGACUGAUGACAGCAAGGAAUCUGCACGAAAGCCAAUCCCUGAUGAGACCAUCCCGACCCUCGAUGACAAGCCUGACUCUUUUUCUGGGGGCUGGAUAGAGUUCAAGGAUGUCAGUCUGUGUUACCCUUCUAAGCCUCAACAUCCAGCGCUGCAGAAUGUGAACAUUUCCAUCAAACCAGGAGAGUUUAUUGCACUUGUCGGUCCUAGCGGAGCAGGCAAGUCGACCGUUCUCACACUUUUGCAGCGUUUCUACGAUCCGACGACCGGGAGUGUCCUCUUAGACGGCCAAGACAUACGUGAGGUAGCCGUGUCAAAACACCGAGGUCGUCUAGGCCUUGUGCCUCAAGAGCCAGACCUCUUUCCUGGGUCUAUUUCGUACAACAUCGGCUUGGGCGCUGCACCAGAUCAAACGGCAACUCGAGCGGACAUUGAGGAAAUCUGCGAAAAGUGUGGUAUUCAUGAGUUCAUUAUGAGUCUACCCGAGGGCUAUAACACGGAGUGUGGUACCAAUGGCUCCAAGCUAUCAGGAGGACAGAAGCAACGUAUUGCCGUGGCUAGAGCAUUGAUCCGGUCACCCGAGGUACUGCUUCUCGACGAGUAUACCUCUGCUCUUGAUGCUCACUCUGAGCAACAAAUCAAAGAAGCUGUUGACGGUGCAAGUGUGGGUAGAACGACUAUUGUUGUAGCACAUCGACUCUCCACCGUACAGAAUGCUGACAGGAUAUUCGUUUUCGACGACGGACGUAUCCAGGAAGUCGGUAGUCAUGCCGAGCUCGUCGCUCAAGGAGGUCUAUACGCAGGCAUGGUGAAGGCACAAACGCUAGCAUGA